AUGGCGAAACGCCAACGCUCUGAGGAGCGCGGCUGCCAAGGCACCACCAAGCGACUGGCGCCUGAGCGGAAGAAGCAUCUGUACCUGCUGCUUGACGACUGGGAGAGGGGCUACAGCAUCCGCAGGAUGGACGUCGACGACUUCAACUCUGACGACGACGCCGGCACCGACCUACCGCCGACGCGCUUCACGGAGCCGCCGGUCGCCCGCAUAGAAGCCGAGCACGAGCGCGACUGCGACUCGGUCGUCUCACACGGCACCAAGAUAUUCGCCAUGCAGCCGGGCGAAGCCAGCCCCGGCAUCCCGGCCUUCGACACGCGCACUCUGGCGCUGUCGCUCUUCGCGUUCAUGGACGUCGACGCUUUCUACCUCGGCGACCAACCGCCGUACGGCAGCAAGGCGCCGUGGUCCUGGACCGCCGUCGAGCCGCGGCCGCCGUUCUACGCCAGCCAGGUCAAGUGCUACGCGCUGCACCCGGACGGCCGCACCCUCUUCGUGUCCGCCGCGUCCCGGCGGAGCCACCGCUCCGGCACCUUCUCCCUGGACGCGGAGCGCCUCGAGUGGACACGCCGCGGCGACUGGCUGCUGCCGUUCGCUGGCCAGGCCUACUUCGACGCCGAUCUGGAAGCGUGGGUUGGCCUCUGCCGCGAGAGGGCCAACGCUGGCCGCCUCUGCUCCUGCGACGUCGUCGCGCCCGUCGCCGCUGGUGAGCUCGCUAGCCCGCCGUCCUGGAAGAUCGGCGAGGACAUGCUGUUCCGCGAGGAUUACUCGGAGCAGCUCCGUCUGGGUGCCAAGCUCGUUUACAUGGGCGGCCACAGCAAGUUCUGCCUCGUUGAGCUUCUCUUUCACAAGGACGACGAGCAUCUGGGCAGUGGUGAAGAUAAGAUCUGGCCGCCCCGGCCCCGGCCUCGACGCCGGCGUGUUCUUAAUCUGACCACGUUCGGUGUCAAGUACAAUAAGGAGGGACAGCUGCGGACUAGCAUGCUGCAACGAGGUCGCGCGUGUAAGAUGUACAAGCGACCUUGCGAUUCUGGAGGAUCAUCGAAUACUAUGGCAUUCUGGCUCUGA
Molecule: messenger RNA, 1068 nt
Organism: Miscanthus lutarioriparius
Lineage: Eukaryota; Viridiplantae; Streptophyta; Magnoliopsida; Poales; Poaceae
Source: the annotation of a GenBank genome assembly